This is a messenger RNA of Rangifer tarandus platyrhynchus (Svalbard reindeer), 813 nucleotides long. NCBI's taxonomy places the organism in Eukaryota, Metazoa, Chordata, Mammalia, Artiodactyla, Cervidae. The record is from the annotation of a GenBank genome assembly.
AUGGGGGUUGACAUCCACCAUAACAAGGACCAAAAGGUUCGUUGCAAGGAGCCCAAGAGCGAGGAUGUCUAUCAAAGGCUGCUGGUCAAGCUGAACAGGUUUCUGGCCAGACCAAGCACCUCCAUUUUCAGUCAAGUUGUACCGAAGAGAUUGUUUGUGAACUGCACCAGCCGUCCACCUUGGUCCCUUUUCCAGAUGAUAGAGAAGAUGCAGUUUCCAGGCUGGACAGGCAAAACAGCUGUGGUCGUGGGGGCUGUAAUCGAUGGAGAUGGCGGCAAGAAAGGGGGCGGUCCUGCGGGGGGUGCUGGGCUGCGGCAGCGGGAGCUAACUGUGGGCACCGGAUCCAGGAGGGGAGGAGGUGGCGGAUGGCGGGGUGCCCCUCCCCUUAAACCCUUUUCCGAGCUUAUUAAGCGCCUCGGGCCGCGGCGAUCGAUGGCCACUGGGCGCCGGCUGCAGUAUCCCUCCCGGCCUCGGGCCGCGCAUGCGCGCGGUUGUCGGAUUGAUCGCGACAGCCUCGGAUCUAUUGCUCUCCGGCCCCGCCCCUCCUCGGCCCGCGUUGCCAGGCAACCGCGGAUCGGCGAGCUCCCAUUGGCCGGCGGCGCGCCGGGGUCCCGGGCGACGCGUGGUCAGUUGGUCAGCGUGGCCGGGGGCCUGGCUCCGGGCGCGGGUCGAUGCCGCCUCCCAUCUGACCUUUCCCGGCUUGGGGAGGGGGAUGCAGGCGGGAAGGGGGCCAAGGGAGGAUGGAGCAACCGGCCGGUCUUGGAAAAAAGUUUAUUGACCCGUGUGUUAUCUCGGGGACGCACGUCUUCCUGA